Molecule: messenger RNA, 894 nt
Organism: Beauveria bassiana ARSEF 2860
Lineage: Eukaryota; Fungi; Ascomycota; Sordariomycetes; Hypocreales; Cordycipitaceae
Product: alpha and gamma adaptin binding protein p34
Exons: 3
Coding region: 1-894 (297 amino acids)
Biological process (GO): vesicle-mediated transport
Molecular function (GO): protein-macromolecule adaptor activity
Source: RefSeq, a predicted model, not a curated record
AUGGAAAUUAAGCACACAAAAAGAGCCCUCGCGGUUAGUUUGGAGUCCGACAAGGAGCACCUUAGCCGCGUCAUUCAUGACAUCUCGGGAUCAAGUCCGAUAACUACAGAGGAUACCCUCGCAGGCAUCACGCAUGACCUGCCUCUCAAGACCAAGUAUUACGCCACUACGGUGCCGAUAUGGCUGGACCUUAUCGACUCGCCGUCUGAAUGGGCGUCGUCGUUUCUCUCCACCGAAGCCUCGGAAGUCCUAGCCGUUCUCGGCAGCCUCAUUCUCGUCUUCUCCAUCCCGGAUAGUACGGCGGCUUCUGCAGCAGAUUCCACGCGCCAACUCAUUCGGCAGGUCGGCAAGGUUGUCCACGACGGACUCGGCGGGUGGGCGUGGGAUGGCGUCAAGCUGGCCGUCGGCGUCGGCAGCGCGCUGGACGUGGACGAGUGGGACGAGCUGUGUGCAGAGGCCGGGCUGGAAUUUGUGCAGGUCGGCGGCGGCGAGGACAAGCUGCAGCAAUUUGGCGAAAAAAGUGGCAUACCUCGCGUCAAAGAGGCUCUCGAGGCAAACGAAUGGGACCUGGCCCCUGCGGAUGAGCCCCCGUUUGACGACGAGGUGGCCAACAAACAUAUCUUGGACGACGCGCUCGACCCCGAAAACAUGGAUUUCGGACUGGGCCAGGCCGAUCUCGAGGCGCUGAAAAAAGCCAUCUUCGCCAAUCAGGGUCCAGAACAAGAUUUACAAGACGAUCGGAAAGGAGAGGAUAUUGGCGACGAGGAUGUGGCCAAGGUGCAAGCCAUGAUGAGCAAGCUUCAAGCCGCGCGCGAAGCCGGCGAGACCAUGAGCGAGACGCAGCGGCGAAAAAUGGCCGCCAAGGCGGUGGAGGAGGUAAUGCGGGAGCUCUGA